Messenger RNA from Penicillium cataractarum, 690 nucleotides. RefSeq lists its product as uncharacterized. NCBI's taxonomy places the organism in Eukaryota, Fungi, Ascomycota, Eurotiomycetes, Eurotiales, Aspergillaceae. Bases 1 to 690 code for a protein of 229 amino acids. The transcript has 2 exons. The record is from RefSeq and is a predicted model, not a curated record.
AUGAGUUCAAACGCAUCUACAGCUGGCUCUAUGGACGAGUCGAAAUUCCUCAAGCGCAACCGAGCCCUUCAUUUGACUCGAUUGGGGUUGUCUGCUUUGAUCAGCACCGGGGCUAUUGCUGUCAUCGCCUGUGAAGCGCAACCGCUGCGUCACUAUAAGACCACGGCCCAAUGGGAAAGUGCUGGUCUUGCUCUCUGGCCACUUAAUCUUGACGUGCGACCGACAAUCGCAGGUCUAGCUUGUGGCUGUGUGAUUGCUGCUCUGAACCUUGUAUAUAUGGUUGUUGCUUUACUUCCAUCUCCACACUCCCGUAUCAAGCUUCUCAACUCAUAUGCAUCCGCAUCGGCCUUCUCCGGGUUUAUCACAUCUCUCAUUGGCAUUGUCUUUAUCAUCUAUCGGCCGUCCGCAUCCUAUCCGAGCGGCUUCAGCAAGGGAGAGACUCUACACAGCUGGACAUGCAAAUGGGACACAUCGAGUGGAUCCACAUCCACUCCUGCCCACUUUGCUCGCGACUGCCACGAGACCCGUGCUGGGUUUGCAUUGUUGUGUGUUCUGCUCGGAUUUGAGAUUCUGAUGGGGCUUGCUGCUGCUGCUGGCACAUGGUCCCAGCGGGAUGUAUCUCGUCGUCGCGAUGCACAGGUCCAGUUGGAGAAAUUGGAAAUUGCGACUAAGCAAGCUUAUCGGCCGUAA